Molecule: messenger RNA, 726 nt
Organism: Argentina anserina (silverweed cinquefoil)
Lineage: Eukaryota; Viridiplantae; Streptophyta; Magnoliopsida; Rosales; Rosaceae
Product: transcriptional regulator SUPERMAN
Exons: 1
Coding region: 1-726 (241 amino acids)
Source: RefSeq, a predicted model, not a curated record
AUGGCUGAGCUUGGCCUUCUCUCCUUAACCCAGCACCAAAAAUUGGCUCUGUCACAGGCGCAAAAUCCUCAAUUAAACCAUAUAUCAGUCUGGAUGUGGAACCCUAAGCAGGCGCAAGAACAAGAAGAUGACUCAUGGGAAGUGAGGGCCUUUGCGGAGGACACUGGAAACGUGAUGGGCACCACGUGGCCGCCGAGGUCUUACACCUGCACAUUUUGCCGGAGAGAAUUCCGGUCUGCUCAAGCCCUCGGCGGCCACAUGAAUGUGCACCGCCGCGACCGGGCCCGCCUCCACCAAGUGCAGCACCCCAGCUCCAUCUCAAUCAACCCCUCUUCCAUCUCCUCUUCCAGUUCCUCAUUCAUAAUCCCAACUCAAGAGUUCCUCGCCGCCAACGGCGGAUUGUGCCUUCUUUACCAAUUGCCAAACCCUAACAAUGGGGCCUUCACUACUAGUACUGCCACAGCUCCAACUGCGCCUUUGCUUAACAAUACUGUUGAUUCUUCUUCUUCAGUACCCUCCACUCUUCUCUCCAUCUCCCCCAAUCCACCACACAACUACUUAAUGACGUCAUCAUCUAGUCUUGUGGGGCCUCACGGAGUUUCCAGUUCUAGAAACAGUUCCCAUUCUCAAUACACAAAACGAUCAGCGGAUGAAGAUCAACCUUCGAGGUCUGAGGUUGAAGAUAUUGAAGAGCUCGAUUUAGAGCUCCGGCUCGGUCCUUCUUGA